Cariama cristata (Red-legged seriema) is the source of this 1176-nucleotide messenger RNA. RefSeq names its product ubiquitin protein ligase E3 component n-recognin 7 (putative) (gene UBR7). Gene Ontology annotation, cellular component: cytoplasm. The record is from RefSeq and is a predicted model, not a curated record. Bases 1 to 993 code for a protein of 330 amino acids. Gene Ontology annotation, molecular function: zinc ion binding; ubiquitin protein ligase activity. The transcript is spliced from 10 exons. NCBI's taxonomy places the organism in Eukaryota, Metazoa, Chordata, Aves, Cariamiformes, Cariamidae.
AUGGUGUUAGCAGAGACCUGCCAGGAACACCAUGCGGGAGGGAACUUCCGCUGUGACUGUGGCAAUAGCAAAUUCAAAAAUCUGCAGUGCAAGUUACUCCCAGAAAAGGGCAAGGUGAAUUCAGGAAAUAAGUAUAAUGACAAUUUCUACGGAUUAUACUGUACUUGUAAAAGACCUUACCCUGAUCCUGAAGAUGAGAUUCCAGAUGAGAUGAUCCAAUGCAUAGUUUGUGAAGACUGGUUCCAUGGAAGGCAUCUUGGUGCAGUUCCCCCUGAAAGUGGAGACUUCCAUGAAAUGGUAUGCCAAGCCUGCAUGAAUCACUGCCAUUUCCUGUGGGCCUAUGCACCGCAAUUAGCAGUUCCUGCUUUGACUAAAGUGAACUCCCUUGAAGAUGAAGGGAUUGUCCUGAAGGUUGAGGAAAGUGAAGAGCAGAAAAAAGAAAUUAAAAAAGAAAGUGGUGUGGAACACCAAGAAACAAAGGAGGAAAAGCAAACGGAACAGUUUAAUGAACCAUCCACUAGCUCUGGGUCUGCCUGUCCAGAGGUAGUUACUAAGAGCGAGGAGCCAGUCUGCAAGCUGAGAGAACUUCAAAGCAAGCAAUUUUUAAAAAAAGAUACUGCCACCUUUUGGCCAUUGAACUGGAGAAGCAAAUUAUGCACCUGUGAAGACUGUUUGAAAAUGUAUUCAGAGCUUGAAGUCCAGUUCCUGACAGAUGAAUGUGACACUGUCUUGGCUUACGAAAAUAAAGGUACCAGUGACCAAGAAACAGAGAGGAGAGAUCCUUUAAUGGACACUCUUAACAGCAUGAACAGAGUCCAGCAAGUAGAACUCAUCUGUGAAUACAAUGAUUUAAAGACAGAACUGACUGACUAUCUCAGAAGAUUUGCAGAUGAGGGAACGGUGGUUAAAAGAGAAGACAUUCAGCACUUCUUUGAAGAAUUUCAGUCACGGAAAAGACGACGGACUAACAGGAUGCAGUACUACUGUAGUUAGACUGAGAGGGUUUGGGUCUGAAAGGACAACUGGGAAAACAAUACUCAUUGGCAAACAGAAGAGGCAUCUUGGCUUCUCAUCAAAAUCCAACUGUCCAAGAAAUAUCUUCAUUUUAUCUCAUACUUCCUUUAGUUGUAGCGACUAAAACACAUUCUUAACAGGUACACAGCAUUUAUAGGGAUU